Silurus meridionalis is the source of this 3008-nucleotide messenger RNA. RefSeq lists its product as uncharacterized. The record is from RefSeq and is a predicted model, not a curated record. The transcript is spliced from 9 exons. Lineage: Eukaryota; Metazoa; Chordata; Actinopteri; Siluriformes; Siluridae. The coding region runs from base 173 to 2596 and encodes 807 amino acids.
CUUCCGGGGCGUGUUCUCUGCGGUGACGUCUUUCUCGUCUGAUCCAAUCAGGAACUGCGGUGUAACUUUCAAACGUGCUCCGAGGCAAAAGUCUUCCGCAUAGCGAUGUAGUUAGUUAGCUAGGUCAGAAAGUUCUCUCUAAAACACUGCGCUCUCAAAUAAUUAGGUCAUUAUGGAGAGUCUUCACCAGGAGCAGGCCUGCAGGAUGUCAGUCCCCCGGAGGAACAUAUCUUCCCGUUUACCUGACCUGUGCUCCAAUUCCUCAGUUUGUAAAAUCACAGAUGAAACUUUUCCCUACAUGUCAGGAAUUUUCGAUGAGACGAUGGAUCCUUCUUAUAUAUCAAAUGAACCAGUAGCAACAGUAAAUUUGCCUGAGCAGGUAAACUUAAAAACAGUGACAAAAACUCAAGAUGAGGUCUUUUCAAGUGCUGGUAGUGAAACAAAGGCUGCAUACAACAGCUGGCUUAGUAUACCAGUGGAGGGCAGUCCUUCAAUAGAUUUCAGCAUGUCCAUGACAUCUGCACAGGGUGACCAUGAAGACAAGAAAGAUGUAACUGAAUCCAAUUCAAAGGCAGACAUUCCUGACACCAAGUGUCAUUCCCUAGAGUCUGUAAGCGGUAUGGAAAAAUCUGAUUCACUGGUGAAAUCAAAUAACAGCACUUUUGAUAUAGCUAAAGAGCAGUUUUCUGUACUGAAUUUGACUAAACCUGUUUCCACUAAAACAACAGGGUCGAACAAUGUUACUUUUGAGAAGUCAGAAGAGCUUCAAGGAAAGUCUUCCACACUCAGUUGUACAAUUUCUAAUGAUAAUGCAAGUGUGGGAGACAAACAUUUAGAGGACAAAUGUUUAAACUUAACUGUUGACGUCAACUGUUGUGGCUCAUCAAACUCUACUGUAGAGCAUCCAAAACAGAAGCUCAAUGAAACUGUAGAUAUUACUCAGUCAAAUGGACAGAAACAAGAGAAGAUUGAUGAAGGGCGUACAUGUAGUAAGGACUGUGAGAAGCAAACCACUUAUGCAGAGGAAACCAAUGCAACUGUUGACUUAACUGCAGGUGCUACAACAGAAGAUGCUAAGCCAGGUUCUCUAAAUGUAGAACCAGUUCACGGGACAUUCGUUAAACACAAUUUAACCACUGACGUCACAUACCCAGAGCCUGCUCCUAACUCAACUAUGACCGAGAUCAAAAGCUCUGACUCUGAAAUACCAGAACCGUCAAAUACUAUCUGUGGUAUGACUAAGAAAGAGUCACCCGUGUCUUCACCAUCAGCUCCAGUCAACAUAGCUGCACCAGUGAGAGUUGAUGUGACAGUUGGCACUGACAGAAUUCUAGAUAUUUCUGAAAUUGUUGGCACAGAAGAGCAACAAGACCAAGUUAGGAGAAGAAAUGGAAUGUCUGAUGGGGAAGGUUGCUUGAACUUGGACACCAGCCAAAGUAGCACAUUUUCAAUGGAUGAAAUACUUCAUUUGAGACGAUGUCCCUUCGUUAUAUCCACACCUAUUGUUCUGGAACGAGGCUUUGACAAACUUGGAUCUCUAAAGCCCACAAAUAUACAAAAACAACUCUCUGUUAUCAACAGUAUUAACAUUCAAACGAAUAAUGACACUGCUGGUGUUAGUAAGCAUGACGGAUUAGAGGACUCGAAGACAAAUCAGUUGUCUGUCAAGUCUGACACGUGCAGUCAGAUCCAAAAAUUUUCAUCAAACAGCACUUCAACUUCUGCUACCUCUGAAGCAGGAACUGGGAACAAACCUCUUUCGAAACUUGCAGUCAGAAGGAAAAUUCCCCAGCCCGCUUUUAAAUCCAAUAUUCCCAAGACCCAGCUCCCUCCAAGGCCUUCCACCGUACAGUUAAACUCAGCAGUGGUGAAGUCAAAGGCUACAACAGCAACACAAGCUUUAAUUCAGCCAGAGAUGCUCUCAUCUGCUUUGCACAGCACAAGGAGGACAGUCCAGCUGAAUAAGGGAAAAACUCUUUCUUCUUCAAAGAACACUUCCACAGCUUCCACUGUAAAGUCUUCAUCUGUUGCUACCUCCACCGGUACAUGUAAUUUGACUGCAGAUAAAAAGGCAGGGAAUACUUGUACUGCGUUUCCUAAACUGUCUGGGUUGCCACCCCCUGGUCGAGGAAGAUUUGGUCUGAAACCACCUGGGAGUGCUGUUUCCUCAGAAGAAAUUAGUCAUGCUCAGACUAACAACAAACCAACUGGUCUAUCAGGUAUAAGGAAAAGGAAUUCACUGCUUCCAGGUUUUUCCAAGAAGCAUGCAAGCAGUGAUGUCUUGCCAGUGGCAAAAAGAAAGAAAACUGAUUUACAGAACCAGCGCAGCUGUGCUGAAGCUCCAGCAGGCUCAGAGGAAGGGGAAGGUGUUCAAAAAAAUGUAGACACUCCCACAGACAUCACAUUGAAGAGAGCCGAUGCUGACUGUGGAAAUUGUAAACUACUUCAAGAGAAAUUACGCGCAUUUCAUGAAGAACUGGGGGAAUUUCUUCAAGAACUUGGUCGACCAGCAGAUUGUAAAAAGUGGGUUUUGCUUCAACAAAAUCUUGAGUCAUGUUUGGAGGAAAUGAAGAGUUUACAAACAGAUCAUCGUUAAGGAAGAAGAACUUGGCUGGCCUGCAAACUUUGUAUUUUGUAUAAUAAAAUGAAAUAACAAAUAAAAUGAUUAAUUUAUCUCCCCCUCCCAUAUUGACUUGAAAAUAGACGCUUUUAUUUAAUUGAGUCAGCACACUCAUUAAUGCUUUUUACACUACAUGUAUUGUUAAAUAGUCUAAGCUUUUACCUAUAACAAGAACAUUUCUUUACAGUAUUUGUUUAUUGGUUUUUUAUAAGCAUGAAUAGACAAUCACCCUGCAUAGAGUGUGUAAGACAUGGUAAGUAAACAUGGUCCAGUUCAGAUCAGUUUUGUAUUUUUUGGAUUCAAAGUUAAUGUUCAGUUAAAUUGUCCGUUUCCCAUUUUGAUGUGCCUGGUUACUUGAUAUUACGUGAAUUAAAGAUUUACUAAUUAA